Thlaspi arvense is the source of this 1097-nucleotide messenger RNA. Lineage: Eukaryota; Viridiplantae; Streptophyta; Magnoliopsida; Brassicales; Brassicaceae. The record is from the annotation of a GenBank genome assembly.
GGCACAAGCAAAUAGAAAAGAAAAGAAAAAAAGAGUUGAAUAUUGCAGCUAUGGCUCCGACUUUGCAAGGCGGGUGGAUCAAGAUAGUGAAUCAGAUAGCAGGACGACCAGCACCAAGAAGCUCACACGGCAUAGCCGUGAUCGGAGACAAGCUCUACUGUUUCGGCGGCGAGGAUCCGCCGUACGAGUCCAUGGACAACGACCUUUAUGUCUUUGACUUCAACACUCACAGUUGGUCAACCGCUCCGGCCAAGGGAGACGUCCCAACGAUCAACGCCUUAGGCACCCGCAUGGUGGCCGUGGGAACUACGCUCUAUGUAUUCGGAGGCCGUAAUAAACAGUCGCAGUUUGAAGACUUUUACUCGUACGAUACGGUGAAAGGGGAGUGGAAGUUCCUGACGAAGCUGAACCAAGAGGGAGGACCCGAGGCUCGUACUUUCCAUUCAAUGACUUCAGAUGAAAACCACGUGUACGUGUUCGGUGGGGUGAGCAAAGGCGGGCUGAAUGCAACCCCCUUUCGGUUCAGGACGAUCGAGGCCUAUAACAUUGCCGAAGGGAAAUGGACUCAGCUCCCUGACCCUGGAGAGGAUUUCGAGAAAAGAGGAAUGGCUGGAUUCCUUGUGGUGCAAAACAAGAUUUGGGUGGUUUACGGGUUCGCGACUGCGAAUGAUCCUAAUGUACCACCCAAACGCUACGGGUCCCAAGACUACGAGUCGAACCGUGUGCACUACUUUGAUCUGGAUACUCAAGAAUGGACCGAAGUGGAGACUACAGGUGUCGAGAAACCUUCUCCGAGGAGCUGCUUUGCGCAUGCGGCUGUGGGGAAAUAUAUAAUAAUAUUCGGAGGUGAGAUCGAGCGGGACCCACAAGCACACCAAGGUCCGGGAACGUUGUCCCGUGAGGCUUUCAUGUUGGACACUGAGACAUUGGUGUGGGAGAGGUUAGAAGGAGGAGAUGAACCGAUCCAACGCGGUUGGGUGGCCUCCACGACGGCCAUCAUCUAUGGAAAGAAAGGUCUGCUCAUGCAUGGAGGGAAACUUAUGACCAACAAGCGCACCGAUGAGAUGUACUUCUACGCAGUCAAUUCAUCCACGUAA